Molecule: messenger RNA, 1086 nt
Organism: Linum trigynum
Lineage: Eukaryota; Viridiplantae; Streptophyta; Magnoliopsida; Malpighiales; Linaceae
Source: the annotation of a GenBank genome assembly
AUGGGUGGUCUCCGUUCAUCUAAAAUUUCCUUAUUCCCGCCGGCUAUCCUCUUUUCGUCGCUGCUGUUUCUUCUAUCCUCUAUCGCCGACGGAGCAACGCCGUCGUCGUCUUCUUCUUCUUUCAACCUUUCCACGUUGGCCUUCGACGACGCCUACUCUCCCCUCUUUGGCGACGGCAACGUCCUCCGCUCACCUAAUGGCCGCUCCGUCCGCCUCCUCCUCGACCGCUCCUCCGGUUCGGGGUUCAUAUCAUCGAAAAUGUACAACUACGGAUUCUUCAGCGCCAACAUCAAGCUCCCCGGCGAGUACACAGCUGGCAUAUGCGUCGCCUUCUACACGUCAAACGGCGACGUGUUCGAGAAGAGGCACGACGAGCUGGACUUUGAGUUUCUGGGUAACGUGAGGGGGAAGCCGUGGCGGUUUCAGACCAACUUGUACGGCAACGGCAGCACUCACCGUGGGCGGGAGGAGAGGUACAGCCUCUGGUUCGAUCCGGCCAAAGAAUUCCACCGCUACAGCAUCCUCUGGACGCCCGACCAAGUCAUAUUCUACAUUGACGACGUCCCAAUUCGAGAAAUAAUCCGAAACGACGAAAUGGGCUCGGAGUACCCAUCGAAGCCCAUGUCACUCUACGCCACCAUCUGGGACGCUUCCACUUGGGCCACCUCCGGCGGCCGGUUCAAGGCCGACUACAAGUACGCCCCCUUCGUCGCCGAAUUCAAGGACCUCGCCCUCGACGGCUGCCCGCUCGAAGCCGUCCAGCAGGUCGCGUCGGCGGCGGAGGAAUUGGACUGCUCCGACAGCCACGCCCGGCUCGCCGCCGCCGAUUACUCCACCAUUUCCCGAAAGCAGCGAUACGCCAUGCGGAGGUUCCGGCAGCGGUACCUCUACUACUCCUACUGCUACGACACGCUGCGGUACCCGAUCCCGCCGCCGGAGUGCGUGAUCGACCCGAUGGAGAAGGAGAGGUUUAAGGACACCGGGAGGCUGAAAUUCGGCGGCAGCCACCGGAGCCCUAAACGGCGGUCCAAGAGAAGGAGCCGGGCUCGGGUUGUCCCGGUUAUUGUUGAGGACCCGGAUAUGUGA